AUGCUUGCUCCAAUUGAAUCAGAAUAUGUUUUGGAAAAUCCAAAUAACGAACCUGUCAUUGAAUUAUUCCGUAAAUGCCUUCCACUAGAUGAAAAAGUCACCAAAUCCAGACCGGUUGUAGGAACCGAAACCGAUGGGUAUUCUGCUAUUUACAGGAACCAGGCUUUUCCAGAGCGUAAGAAAUAUGUUGUCAAAGGUCUUGAAACUGUUCAUAGUAGUUUUGAUAUCAUUGCUGAUGAGAACCCAGAAAAUGAAUGUUUCAAAUAUAGACCUUUCAAUUAUUUGGAACGAACCAAUGGCGAUUACAUAACUAAGAGCUUCAAGGAAGUGAAAGAAAUGAAAGACCAUUUCGGUUCCGGUAUGCUUUACCAUCUUAUGAACAAUCCUUUCAAGGAUGCCAAAUUUUCAAGUCAUCAAAAGAUAGACAACCAUAUCAAGAAUUACCAAUCAUAUGAUAAUAAGAACGAUUCUUUUAUUGUCACUUUAUAUUCCAAUAAUCGUUGGGAAUGGUUAUUGGCAGAUUUAGCUUGUGCCAGUUAUAGCAUUACUGACACUGCUUUAUACAACACUUUGGGAGAGAACACUUCAGAAUAUAUUUUGGAAUUGACAGAGUCUCCUAUGGUGAUCUGUUCAAGGGAACAUAUUAAAACUUUGAUCAGUUUGAAAAAGCAGUACCCUGAAAAAUUGGCUACUCUUAUUUCAAUUGUUUCCAUGGACCCAUUAUUUGUAUUCGACCAAUAUUUGUUUGAUUUGGCUGAAGAAGUCAGCAUAAAGUUAACUGGUUUCGAUCAAAUCAUGGAAUAUGGGAAGAAUUUUCCAUUAAAAAACUUACCACCAAAACCUGAAACCUUAUACACUAUCAGUUUCACUUCAGGUACAACAGGUUCCAAUCCAAAGGGUGUCAGUUUGACUCAUUCAGCAGCUGCUUCUUCUUUGUGUUUUUUGUUAACAUCAGUUCCUAUGACUAGAAAUUCGUUUUCUUUCUUACCUUAUGCCCAUAUAUUCGAGAGAGAAACUGUAUUUUUCACCUUAUCCGCUGGUGGAUGUGUCAUCUUACCACAAUUGAAUUAUAGUCCAUUAACUUUAAUCGAAGAUUUGAAGAUGACUCAACCGGAAAGGGUCUCCUUAGUUCCAAGAGUUUACAACAAAUUUGAGGCAGCCAUUAAGAACGCAACUAUCAAUAGUCCAAAUGUUUCUGAGUUGAAAAGAUCACUUUUCAAGAAAGCUUUUGACUCUAAAAUUUACAACCAAGCUUUAGAUGACAAAACUACUGGAAAAAGUCUUAUUUAUGAUUCAUUGAUAAUCAAAAAGAUAAGAGCCCAAUUUGGUUUUGAUAACAUGGUCUAUGCUAUCACAGGUUCAGCACCAAUCGACCCAGAGACAGUCAGAUUUUUGAGAGCUUCUUUGCAAUUUGGGUUCUGUCAAGGUUAUGGAUUAACAGAGACAUUUGCAGGAAUUUGUUUAUCAGCUCCGUUUGAAGGCCAACCCGGAAGUUCGGGACCUCCUGCAGUGAAUACUGAAAUGAAGUUGAGAGCCAUUCCGGAAAUGAAUUACGGUAUCAAUGAUGCAGGAGGACCAAGAGGGGAAUUAAUGAUUAGAAGUUAUCAAAAUUUCUCUGAAUAUUACAAGAACCCCGAGGAAACCCAAAAAGUUCUCCAAGAUGGUUGGUUCUCCACUGGAGACAUUGCCAGAAUAGAUGAAAAGACUGGUAGAGUUUACAUCAUUGAUAGAGUUAAAAACUUCUUCAAAUUAUCUCAAGGGGAAUACAUUUCACCCGAAGCUAUUGAGAACACUUACCAAACUUCCAACCCUCUUUUAUCCCAAAUGUUUAUUCAUGGUGAUUCUUUGAAAACCUUCCUUGUCAGUGUUUUGGGUAUUGAUAAAGUCAGUUCAAUUAACUUUUUGGCUAAACAAUGUGGUAUCGAUGUCAAGCAAUUAUCCAAUAUCAGUGAUUCAGAGGUCAUUAAAUUGAUGAAUGAUAAGAAGAAUAGGAAGAUUUUAGUCAAUUAUUUGAACAAAAAUGUGCCUCAAUUGAAAGGGUUCCAAAAAGUCAGAAACGUUUCAAUCGAAUUCGAACCAUUGACUUUGGACAGAAAUGUAGUUACUCCUACCAUGAAAUUGAAAAGACCUAUCGCAAAGAAAUUCUUCGAAGACACCUUAAACCAAAUGUAUGAAGAAGGUCCUUUGAAUGAUGCUAAGCUUUAA
Messenger RNA from Yamadazyma jaroonii, 2205 nucleotides. The record is from the annotation of a GenBank genome assembly. Lineage: Eukaryota; Fungi; Ascomycota; Pichiomycetes; Serinales; Debaryomycetaceae.